AUGGCAUACCUGCAAGCCAGAGAGGUCCUUGAGACACCGAUUACCGUCCUGCUACUCGGCGACGCCGGUUGCGGCAAGUCGACUUUCCUAUCUGGACUCAAGAGCAUCAGAAACAAGCAAGUGGGCAACACCGAACCAAUAGAUCUCCUCCGCGACAGCGACCAACCAUUCGUGUACGAGAUCAACUUCUCUAAGAAAUCAUUCACACUCGAGAUUUACGACACAGCGAGUCCGAACCAGCACUGGACGACUCUCAGACCGGAUGUUGUGCUUCUGGCGUUUGACAUCUCGAAUCGCGCGACCCUGGAUGGGUUGUUGAGUUGGCGAGCUGAUGUCAUCCGAUAUUUCCAACGGGGUGAGGGCGAGCGCAUCCCCGUUAUGAUGGUGGGGUUGAAGAGGGAUUUGAGAGAGGAAGGCGAAAGGGUCAUUUAUCCGCAGGAGACGUACAGAAUUGCGCAGGAGCUUCGCUGCGAUCGAUAUGCGGAGUGCUCGGCUGUUACUGGAGAGCUUAUGCCGCAGGCGUUCGAGGACCUGGCAAGGCUCGCUUAUGCAACUACAACUGCCGCUGGGGGACAGACGAAGGGUGGUUGUGUUGUCAUGUGA
Aspergillus mulundensis is the source of this 603-nucleotide messenger RNA. RefSeq names its product putative Rho-like small GTPase. NCBI's taxonomy places the organism in Eukaryota, Fungi, Ascomycota, Eurotiomycetes, Eurotiales, Aspergillaceae. The transcript has 4 exons. Gene Ontology annotation, molecular function: GTPase activity; GTP binding. Gene Ontology annotation, biological process: small GTPase-mediated signal transduction. The record is from RefSeq and is a predicted model, not a curated record. The coding region runs from base 1 to 603 and encodes 200 amino acids.